AAAACACGACACGUGUCCGCUCUACUUGGACCUGCUCAAGCGGCAUUGUAUCUGCCAAGCAGAGGGCGAGUUUCAUGGCAAAUGAUCCAUCGAAGUUCGACCAAAUAUGGAGAGCAGCCUGCGAAAAGGAGAUGCUCUCCUGGCAGAGUCCAACCACACUGCUGAAGAGCUUGCAAAUGCCCCUGGGACCUCCGGAGGAAGGAGGUCCCUUCUAUCGCGCGCCCGCGUGCGGCGAUCUGGUCACGGUGUCCGGAAUCCGCCGACGGCCUGAGCUGAACGGUUCUCAGGGCGAGGUGGUCAACACCUCCCCCGACGAGUUCGGCCGCAUCACCGUGAAGAUCGUGGACACCUGCGGGGACAGUCGCAAGAUGAAGAUUCAACCCUUCAGACUGCUACCAACCUCUUCGUCUCCUGCUUUGGCAUCAAUGAGGCUGCAGGAUGACCGCAGCAGUGUUCGCUCAAUCUCUCGGCAAGGCAGCACGUCGGGCCGAGCAUUGGGCACGGCCAUCAGUUGCUCUGCCAAGAGCGUCUCGUUUUUCUCGCGCAGCUGGUCAGGAAUCUUUGAGGACGCGCCCCGAAAAGGCCGCACCUGUGAAGGGUGGGCGCGGCGGCUGAGAUGAAAACAGCCAAGCUGUGUCGACCCCAUGAGACGACGCGUGGAGACUACGACAUGAAACUUGUCGGAUGACUCAGUCUUCGAGCCACACGCACAAGUGCAAACUCAGGCAGGGGUCGCCCAUCUUAGCUCGAGUUUCACCGUGCCACCAAUUGUGC
Molecule: messenger RNA, 774 nt
Organism: Durusdinium trenchii
Lineage: Eukaryota; Dinophyceae; Suessiales; Symbiodiniaceae
Source: the annotation of a GenBank genome assembly